AUGACGGUGCCAUCGACGCUCCGCCCACCCGGAACAGGGCAGCUCGAGGCCACACAAAGAUAUGGACAUGCGGAAGUACUUGACAGCGUGAAGCUUUUGGGCAUCUUCGUAGGCCUCGUCUGUCGGACGCUCGUUGACUCUAAUUAUUACACCAUUUUCGACGCGUCGCGGGUAUGCGUCGUGCGAGGCGACACCAAGCUGGCUAACGGUCUUAAAGGCGAAGCGAACCUGGUUUUAAAUUUCGUGGGCCCAGACUCGCCUCAGACAACCAAGCUGUUUCUUCUAUUUGCUCGUCUCGUUCUGUCUAACUAUGCCGAAAGCACCCUGACCGACUUUCAGCGCUCGCAAGUCUUCGGCGCGGCCGUACCACUGCGGUCGUACCUCAGCGUGUUCGGCAAGAUCACCAAGAUGUGGGUCGACCUGUCCAAGGAGAACGUGUUCCCGGAGCUGGCGCUGCGCGAAAAGCUGUCGGAGACGGUCGAGGACAAGUAG
This is a messenger RNA of Lasiosphaeria miniovina, 492 nucleotides long. RefSeq lists its product as uncharacterized. The record is from RefSeq and is a predicted model, not a curated record. Bases 1 to 492 code for a protein of 163 amino acids. NCBI's taxonomy places the organism in Eukaryota, Fungi, Ascomycota, Sordariomycetes, Sordariales, Lasiosphaeriaceae. The transcript is spliced from 6 exons.